UGCGAAUACCCUACUGGCACCAAAAGCUCCCAAGUAACAAAUGAUGUUCAACUUCCAGAGUUUUGUGGAGGUAUUCGCCUUCGAUCCUGAAUGCUCCUACGAUGAAAAAACGGUGUCGACGAUCGAAGCAAACCGAAAGGAGAUGGAGGGACUCUUCAUUGAUCGUGUUAUGAAGGCGAUGAGCAUUACGAGGCCGCCGAAAUACUAUCCUCCAAAGUCCAAUAAUGCCCUGAGAACGCUCCAUAAAACCAUUAUGGAUACCACAUCCAGCGACCACCACAAAAUUUCUGUGCUUUACUAUCUGCUACUCACAUUCGACUUCCCUACCGGCAAAAGAGAGUAUUCGACGGCGCUUGAGCAAAGUACCUUCUUGCCCCAGAAGUACCAGAUAUACAUGAAAGGACUAUGGCACAUGGACCGAAAGGAAUUUGAUUUGGCAGUACAAUAUCUUACACACCCAUCGUUGAUUCCUACAUUCGCCGAUGAGAUUCUAGAAGUCUUGGUCAGAAAGUCGAGGGAGGAUCUCACGCUUGCGCUGGCUUAUUUCCAUACUGCACAACCGACUCUUACUAGCCGAACCGCGAUCGAAUGCUUGUUUUCUGCGAUUGCGAGGACCAGCGUCACCGAAGCUUUCUACUUUGCCCGUGGCCAGCCGCAAUAUGCUCAGCGACAUAUGUUUGAGAUGCUGAUCUCGGUGGUUCUCCACAACUCUCCUAAAGAGACGAUUGCUGAUCGAAGUGUGGAACUCGUUAACCUUCCUCUGUCUGCCUUGGAAGAUGAAUGGCUUGAGGACUAUCUCAUACGUGGAGAUGGCCGAACGUUGAAGAGAGGCAAAGAUACACUUAUAAUGAGAAAAAUCGCUACGGGCAAUUUCUCUGAGCCGGUUACGAUGAAAGGGAGCAAUCAUCGCGCAAUAGCUGGGCUGGAUUGGAGCAGUCUUUCGGAAGGAAUCAAAAGCGGACUUGGCAAUCGCCUGCAGGAAUGAAACCUCUUAUGUGGGUUUAUUUUGAUGGAUUGUGCAUAGCGACGGCGCCCCGGUUUGGGCUUACAUUAAUGGUCACUGGAGAUGAAUCUCGAAGGGAGGGGAGAGCGAUGGGACGUGAACGACUGAGUGUACGCAGAUAACGAUAACUCUACAUCCGAGCAAGCAUCGAAGGUAGUUUCUUCGAGCCUUGAAAUUGAUAAUCUGCUAAUAUUGAUUAUACGUUAUGUGGGUCAACGUUUGAUUGGAUAGCCUAUUAAGUCAACAUCUUGUUCAUACAAGUGUACAGCCUGGCUUGUGAAAUGUUGGAAGCAUGUAUCCCAAGCCGUCGAGUGCCACUGCACCCUAUGAGUCGGGUAGUCUGCGUCUCAUGCUCGCUGCUACGACGUGAAACCCAGAAUGGAGCCUUUCUUAGAGCUGGGGUUCAUCGCUGGGCUUUCACUCGUUUGCAUGUUGGGUAGCCCAUGACUUUUAUUUCAGGGCUGAUUCAAAUUGUUUAUGCUCGAUCUGAAGCUCUAUGUCGACUUCUUACUUCUGAUGAUGCCCUUGAUAAUCUCGCGGGCUCUGCAUUAUCCGUAGAUGAAAGUGCGAUAGAUAGGAACCACAAACGUCUGUCAAUGAAUUUGAGAUAUUGCGACUUCAGAAAAUUGGAUGUCGAUUCGCUUAGUUCGGAGGACUGUUGUUUACCUCAUUCAGAUGGAAUUUUGUCGCUCC
This is a messenger RNA of Cadophora gregata, 1696 nucleotides long. RefSeq lists its product as uncharacterized. The record is from RefSeq and is a predicted model, not a curated record. Lineage: Eukaryota; Fungi; Ascomycota; Leotiomycetes; Helotiales; Ploettnerulaceae. The transcript has 3 exons. The coding region runs from base 41 to 985 and encodes 314 amino acids.